CAGGUAAGGGCGUGGCCAAUCAUAUUUGUGGCAGUUACCUGAGAGCAACGAGAUUAAAGGACGCUGCUGGCGGCGUCUACUUUAAUCUACAUAAAAGAAAACAAGAUGGUGGAACAAACAAGGCAGCCGAGUCGUGUCGUCUCCCUCCAGGCUGGACCUGGUGAGGUGGACACUGGCACUGUGUUUGAUGUGAACCUCAGGGUCAAUGACAGAGCUGCACGAGCUUUGGGGCGCCAGCUGGCUGUAAUUGGAGACCAGCUGGCCCGGGAAUGGGCCAGCAGAGAGCCAAACUGGCUACCAACUGCUCUCCACAUGUUGAGACCUGCUCAAGCACUGACCAGGACCAUUUAUCGGGACAUCCACAGUCAGUUAUGGGGCUUCCAGGGCCUGUCUGCAGCAGUGAAGGCCUGGAUAGUCAGCUCUGCACCUGGGCAGGGGAUCCUCAGAGGCGACACCUGGGCAGCCUGGGUGGCCAAUUUUAAACGAGCAGCCUGCCCUGGCUGGACCAGAGGAGUGCUGGUGACUGUGGCACUGGUGGCCGCAGUGACGCUUUUGGUGCACUGCGGGCAGAACGGAAAGCCUAAAGGGCCAUAAAUACGCCAUCGAUAUAUGUGACAAAAAUAACGUUUGCAAAUGAUUUGACAGUUAUUUCUAAUUGAUUUGUUUCUGCUGUUUACUUUGAUUUCUCUUUUUAUACUAUUUUUCAGGAUCGGUAUUGAAGUUGACAUUGUAUGGCUGGAAACAGGAGAGAAAAACAAGCUGUAGAAUUUGCCAGGGUCAUACGUGCGUAAAUUGUUUAAAUCUGUUCUACAGUGUUGGCCAGCAUAUUGUAGCAGUGACAUGUUUGUUCACAGUUGUAUUAAUGUACAAAAGCCUGUUUCUAGUGACUGGACUGUUGCUGGCCUGCAGUCUUUUCAUAUUAAUUUCCUGCUGGAUUUAAAAGGCCAAAAUUGUUACAAAUGACGAGUAGCCUUGCUUAAUAUAAAAAAUGAAGGGAGCUGGACUUUCUGUGUCAGAUAUGAAAGUGCUUUUUCUCAUGUGAUGCAAAUAAACUUCAAAUUGAUGACA
Molecule: messenger RNA, 1068 nt
Organism: Scatophagus argus
Lineage: Eukaryota; Metazoa; Chordata; Actinopteri; Scatophagidae
Gene: bik
Product: BCL2 interacting killer
Exons: 6
Coding region: 106-594 (162 amino acids)
Source: RefSeq, a predicted model, not a curated record